Messenger RNA from Onychomys torridus (southern grasshopper mouse), 2326 nucleotides. RefSeq names its product coiled-coil domain containing 112 (gene Ccdc112). Bases 88 to 1653 code for a protein of 521 amino acids. The record is from RefSeq and is a predicted model, not a curated record. NCBI's taxonomy places the organism in Eukaryota, Metazoa, Chordata, Mammalia, Rodentia, Cricetidae. The transcript has 10 exons.
CAGCAGUUGGGUGCCGUCGGCGGAGCGUGGGUGAGCGCCCACUGGAGCUGAUCUCGCGCAGAGGUGCGGGAGUCUCGGCGAGGGAACAUGGCGGCCCUGACGACCGUGGUGGUGGCGGCGGCGGCCACGGCAGUUGCCGGGGCGGUGGCGGGGGCAGGCACGGCUGCGGGGACCGGCGUGGGAGCGGCGCCGACGCCGCAACAGAAUGAUGGCGGCUUUACUACUUCAGGUGGAAGUCGUCAAAACUGGAAACAGAAAGUUAGUCGGAUGAAGAAAGCAGAAUUCAUACGCACAGCAGAAAAAUUAAAGAAUCAAGUUAUUGUCAUUGAAAAAGAUAAACACAGCCAUUUCUACAACCAGAGAGGCGACUUCAGAACUGAGCAUAGCAUGCUGGAAGAAUUGGAAAAUAAACUGAUAAGCAGCAGGAAGACAGAAAGAGCAAAAAUCCAGCAACAGUUGGCCAAAAUACAUAACAAUGUGAAGAAACUUCAGCACCAGCUGAAAGAUGUGAAGCCUACACCUGAUUUUGUUGAAAAGCUCAGAGAAAUGAUGGAAGAAAUUGAAAAUGCAAUCAAUACUUUUAAAGAAGAACAGAGAUUGAUAUACGAAGAGCUUAUUCAAGAAGAGAAAACAACUAAUAAUGAGUUGAGUGCCGUCUCUAGGAAAAUUGACUCUUGGGCUUUGGGUAACUCAGAAACAGAGAAAGCUUUCCGAGCGAUCUCAAGCAAAGUUCCCGUAGACCGAGUGACACUGAGUACUCUUCCAGAAGAAGUGGUCGAAUUUGAAAAAUUCCUUCAGCAAACAGGAGGGCGGCAGGGGGGCUGGGAUGACUUUGAUCACCAGAACUUCGUGAGAGUGAGAAGCAAGCAUAAGGGGAAGCUGGCAUUCAUGAAGGAGGUUGUAGAGCACCUUCCAGGAAGAAUACUGGAUGAAGUUCAGCAACAUGAGAAGUGGUAUCAGAAGUUCCUGGCUCUAGAAGAAAGGAAAAAAGAGUCUAUUCAGAAUUGGAAAACCAAAAAGCAGCAAAAGAAAGAGGAAAUACUCAAGUUAAAAGAGAAGGCAGACACCACGGCUAUGCCCCCUCAUAGCAAACUGGAAGCUAAUCAAAAGCAGAAAGAGGAACAGAGAAAGAAGCAGAAAUUGGCGGUGGAAGCUUGGAAGAAGCAGAAAAGUAUAGAGAUGUCAAUGAAGCAUGCUUCCCAGCUCAAGGAAGAAGAGGAGAGAGAGAAGAAGCAGCAGAAAGAGCGCCAGCGGCAGUUCAAGUUAAAACUACUCCUGGAGAGUUACACCCAGCAGAAGAAAGAGCAGGAGGAGCUCCUGAGGCUCGAGAGGGAGAUAAAGGAAAAGACAGAAAAGGCGGAAAAAAGGAAAGCCGCUGCUGAUGAGAUUUCCAGGUUUCAAGAAAGAGAUUUACAGAAACUUGAAUUGAAAAUUCUAGACAGACAGUCAAAAGAAGAGGAAAAGGCAGAAAAACACAGGCGACUGGCAAAAUUGAAAGAAAAGGUUGAAAAUAAUGUCAGUAGAGAUCCCUCUAGGCUUUAUAAACCUACCAAAGGCUGGGAAGAACGAACCAAAAAGAUAGGCCCAUCAGGCUCUGGGCCACUUCUCCAUAUCCCGCACAGGGCCAUUCCAAGCUGGCGACAGGGAAUCUAGAGGGACUAUGAGAUAAUGCAGUUGCUAGUCACUUGAAUGUUAGUUAGUAUUGCUAUUUCAGGACUGGUGGUUAACUUUGUUAUUUAAAUGUUACUAGCUUCGUCAAGUUGGUUAUUGUGCUGUGUAUGAAUUGAGAAGUUUUAAGUGUCAUGGAGCAUUGUCAAUAUUUUCUUUCUACAAAGAUGGCAUAUGUUGGCCUAGUGUUGAUACGAAUGUUAUUUAAAUAGGUUUGUGUUAUGAACAUUAUUCCAUUUAAAUUUCUCAAAAUAUUUCAAAAAUAAUUUGUUUUUAAUCAUGGCUUAGUAAAAUAAUUUGGGAGAAUCAGUCUUUUUUAAGCCAAAAUUUUGUAACUUUUAUAACUCGGAAGUAACUAAGCUUGAGUAACAAAAGCUUAAGUGUCUUUUUAAAAGAGUUAUUCAAUAACUUAGUACAUUUUCUAAGUUUAACAAAAUGGUAAUUUGUCAGUUGUUUCAUUUUUGUGUAAUGAAUAUUUUGUAUUUGAUUAAAGCAUGCUUUGUUUUAUAUGGAGACUAUUUUAAAUAACCUCCCUUGCUACAUGAACCUUCUUCAUAUAUUAUGAUGUCAUCCUCCAGGUUUCCUGCAACUGUGUCAAAUUUUCUUUCAGGCUUUCUGGAGCCACAGAUUUAUAAAAUCUUUGUGUCUUUGUAUCUUA